UGUGUAUUCACCGGCUUGAAGAGAGGAUCGCAGGGAAUAUAUAGAAGCGCUGUGAAGAUCAAAACGAUGUCGGGAGCACAGGGAGCUCAGCCGCCGGAGGCGAAGACGGCGACAACGUACGAGUCGGUUGCGGGAGGAGAGAACCGGACGAAGACGGACUUGAGGUCACAGCAGGACCAGGGCGGCAUCGAGAUCGAUAAGCUGCAGGACAAGGUUCCCGAUCCCCUCGGAAAAGGCGGCCCCGUCUUCGGCGAAGGCAAGGGCGAGGAAAACAAGCAGGAUCUCGGCGUCACCGGCACCGGAGAGUAA
Molecule: messenger RNA, 309 nt
Organism: Morus notabilis
Lineage: Eukaryota; Viridiplantae; Streptophyta; Magnoliopsida; Rosales; Moraceae
Exons: 1
Coding region: 67-309 (80 amino acids)
Source: RefSeq, a predicted model, not a curated record